Grosmannia clavigera kw1407 is the source of this 1878-nucleotide messenger RNA. RefSeq names its product glucose-methanol-choline oxidoreductase. Lineage: Eukaryota; Fungi; Ascomycota; Sordariomycetes; Ophiostomatales; Ophiostomataceae. The record is from RefSeq and is a predicted model, not a curated record. Gene Ontology annotation, molecular function: flavin adenine dinucleotide binding; oxidoreductase activity, acting on CH-OH group of donors. The coding region runs from base 1 to 1878 and encodes 625 amino acids. The transcript is spliced from 2 exons.
AUGGGAUCUACCGGCGAAGACCAGGCGGCCACCUUCGAUUACAUCAUCGCCGGUGGAGGAACUGCUGGUGUUGUGGUGGCCGCUCGCCUGAGUGAAGACCCUAGCAUAAAAGUCCUGCUCAUCGAAGCCGGAGCAGACCACAGCAAAGAUCCCCUGGUCCUCACACCGGGUCUAGUUGCCGGGGUAUACGGCAAGAAGGAGUACGACUGGAACUUUUCUUCUGUGCCCCAGCCCACCCUCCAUGGCCGGGCUAUCAACCAGGCACGUGGCCGCAUGCUAGGUGGCUGUUCUGGGAUCAACUUUAUGAUGGCCGUGUAUCCUAGUCGCGCCAUCCUCGACGCAUGGGGUGCCCUGGGCAACAAAGGAUGGUCCUUUGACGAGCUGGAGCCUUACUUCCGCAAAUUUGCCACCACGGAGCCGCCAUCGGCCUUGACGACCUCGACCUGCCGUGUCGCCGGCCACUACGAUGAUGCCAUCACACAGACCGAGACUGGCCCGCUGCAGAUCUCGUACGGCGAGGGACACAGUCCCAACAAUUCGGCCUGGUUCGACACCUUUGCCAACCUGGGCUUGCGCAUGACGUCCGACCCUCGAGGCGGAAGUGCUGUCGGUGCCUUCCAGAACACUGCCACCAUCGAUCCCAAGACCAAGACGCGCAGCUUUGCUGUCACUGCAUACCUGACCGAGAAGGUGCUUGCACGCACGAACCUUACGAUCUGGACCGAGGCCGUGGUGACAAAGAUCUUGCUGGAGUCACCAUCCGCCCACACGGCAGACCCAGAUGUCGUCGCGGUGGCCAAGGGUGUUCGUGUUCGCUCGGGCAACGGUGGCGAGACCGGCAAGGAGCGAGACGUCUUUGCGCGUGCCGAGGUGAUCCUGGCUGCGGGCACUCUACAAACCCCACAGCUGCUCGAGCUUUCGGGCAUCGGCGGCCGCGACAUUCUCGAAAAGCAUGCCAUCCCCGUCGUUGUCGACAACCCUAACGUCGGCGAGCAUCUGCAGGACCACGCGGUCGUCUGCCAGAGCUUUGAGGUUGCUCCUGGAACUCUGUCUGGUGACAUCUUGCGCGAUCCAGACCUUCUUAACGCCUUAGUCCAGCAGUACCAGACCGACGGCCAGGGCCCAAUGGGACAGAGCGCCAUCAGCUGUGCCUACGCACCUCUCCUCGACGCUGACGGCCCGCUCUCGGCCGAGGCACGCCAGGCGUUUUUUGACGCCCACAGUGACAGUGGUGAGGAGGAACAUGGCUUGGUGCGGAAGCUUCUGUCUGGUCCCGGCGAGCCGUCGGUGCAGUUUCUGCUCUUCCCAACGCAAGUCUCCAUCCGAAAGAACCCGUCGUCGAUGGCAGAGAUUAUCGUUCCGUCCCAGCCUGAGAACUACCUCACUAUCAUGAGUGUGCUCAACCAUCCGUUCUCGCGUGGCCAAGUCCACAUAACAUCUGGAAAUAUCGACGACCUUCCGGUGUGGGACCCUCACUACAAUUCCGAGAGCAUUGACAUGGAGAUCCUUGCACGAGCUGUGCGCUUUGUCGAGACCUUUGCCUACACUAAGCCCUUUGCUGGCCUUCUGAUGCCCCCCGGAGAGGGAAAGCGGAUGCCAGAUAUAUGUGCAGAUGAUCUGGACCAGGCACGCGAAAUUGUUCGCCAGGCGCAAAUAUCCAUAUUCCACGUCUGUGGCAGCUGUGUUAUGAAGCCAAAGGACAAAGGCGGUGUUGUCGACGGCAAACUGCGCGUCUAUGGGGUGUCAAACCUCCGUAUUGUCGACGCCAGCAUCUUCCCCAUCGAGCCACUUGGCAACAUCCAGACGACCGUCUAUGCCGUGGCCGAAAAGGCAGCUGAUAUCAUAAAGCAGGGCCGUCAGGGGCACUCCAGCAACUAG